AUGGCAGAAAAGGCUCCCCCGGGGCUCAACAGGAAGACUUCAAGGUCAACACUCUCUCUUCCACCAGAACCUGUGGACAUCGUCCGGAGCAAAACGUGUUCACGGAGAGUCAAAAUCAACGUGGGGGGCCUGAACCACGAGGUUCUGUGGAGAACGUUGGACCGGCUGCCCAGGACCCGCCUGGGGAAGCUGCGCGACUGCAACACGCACGAGAGCCUCCUGGAGGUGUGCGACGACUACAACCUGAACGAAAAUGAGUACUUCUUCGAUCGGCACCCAGGCGCCUUCACUUCCAUUCUGAAUUUCUACCGGACAGGGAAACUCCAUAUGAUGGAAGAAAUGUGUGCUCUCUCCUUCGGCCAGGAGCUAGAUUACUGGGGCAUUGACGAGAUCUACCUAGAGUCCUGCUGCCAAGCCAGGUAUCACCAAAAGAAAGAGCAAAUGAACGAGGAACUGAGGCGUGAGGCAGAGACCAUGCGAGAGCGGGAGGGAGAAGAAUUCGAUAACACCUGCUGCCCCGAGAAAAGGAAGAAGCUGUGGGAUUUGCUGGAGAAGCCCAACUCCUCGGUGGCUGCAAAGAUCUUGGCCAUUGUGUCCAUCCUGUUCAUCGUACUCUCCACCAUCGCUCUGUCUCUCAACACCCUCCCGGAGCUCCAGGAGACGGAUGAAUUCGGGCAGGCCAGUGACAACCCCCAGCUGGCACACGUGGAGGCGGUGUGCAUUGCUUGGUUUACCAUGGAGUACCUGUUACGCUUCCUCUCCUCGCCAAACAAGUGGAAGUUCUUCAAAGGCCCGCUCAACGUCAUCGACUUGCUGGCCAUCUUGCCCUAUUACGUCACCAUCUUCCUCACGGAGUCCAACAAGAGCGUGCUGCAGUUCCAGAACGUGCGGCGCGUGGUCCAGAUCUUCCGCAUCAUGCGCAUCCUCCGGAUCCUGAAGCUCGCCAGGCACUCGACGGGCCUGCAGUCCCUGGGCUUCACCCUCAGACGGAGUUACAAUGAGUUGGGCUUGUUGAUACUGUUUCUGGCCAUGGGGAUCAUGAUAUUCUCCAGCCUGGUGUUCUUUGCGGAGAAGGAUGAGGACGCAACGAAGUUCACCAGUAUCCCGGCAUCCUUCUGGUGGGCCACCAUCACCAUGACCACUGUGGGCUACGGCGACAUCUACCCAAAAACAUUACUGGGGAAGAUCGUGGGCGGCCUCUGCUGUAUCGCUGGGGUCCUGGUGAUUGCCCUUCCCAUCCCAAUCAUCGUGAACAAUUUCUCCGAGUUUUACAAGGAGCAGAAACGCCAGGAGAAGGCAGUGAAAAGGAGGGAGGCUCUGGAGCGGGCCAAGAGGAAUGGAAGCAUCGUCUCCAUGAACUUAAAGGACGCCUUCGCUCGAAGCAUGGAGCUGAUUGAUGUGGCCGUGGAGAAGACAGGAGAGCCGGCCAAGACCAAGGACCCCACCGACGACAAUCACCUGUCGCCCAGCCGGUGGAAGUGGGCCAGGAAGGCUCUGUCGGAAACCAGCUCCAACAAGUCCUACGAGAACAAGUACCAGGAGGUUAGCCAAAAAGACUCCCACGAGCAGCUGAACAACACCUCCGCCUCCAGCCCGCAGCAUCUGAGCGCGCAGAAGCUGGAGAUGCUGUACAACGAGAUCACCAAGACCCAGCCCCACGGCCAUCCCAACGCGGACGGCCAGGAGCAGCCCGAGCGGCCGUCAGCCUACGAGGAGGAGAUAGAGAUGGAGGAGGUGGUGUGCCCGCAGGAGCAGCUGGCCGUGGCGCCCGCCGAGGUGGUCAUGGACAUGAAGAGCACCUCCAGCAUCGACAGCUUCACCAGCUGCGCCACCGACUUCACCGAGACCGACAGGUCGCCCCUGCCCCCGCCCUCUGCUUCCCACCUACAGAUGAGGUUCCCACCCGACCUCUUCCCGGGCACCGAGGAGCCCCACAGAGCCAGGGGCCCCCCUUUCCUGACACUCUCCAGAGAGAGAGGCCCGGUGGCCCGGGAUGCCUCCCUAGAAUACAUCCCGGUCAAUCUAACUGGGCACCUCGAUGCCAGCGGUUCCCAAAGCGGGCUCCACGGCCCUGGGCCCUCUGACAGUGCCCCCGAGAGCCCUCGGAGCUCCCUGAGGGGCAGCCACCCCCUGAAAUCCAGGUCGUUCAAAGUGAAUUUCAAGGAGAACAGAGGCAGUGCCCCGCAGACCCCGCCCAGCACGGCCAGGCCGCUGCCGGUCACGGUGGCCGACUUUCCCACCGCAGCCCCGCAGCUCAUCAGCACCAUCCUCCUGGAGGAAAACCCCCCGCAGGCCGACAGGCCCCUGCUGGGGACGGAGGUGUCCGCGCCUUGUCAGGGACCCGCCCGAGGGCCGAGCCCCCGGUUCCCCAAGCAGAAACUCUUCCCUUUCCCAUCGAGGGAGAGGAGGAGCUUCACCGAGGUGGACACCGGGGACGACGAUGACUUCCUAGAGCUGCAAGGGCCCGGGCAGGCCGGGCAGGCCGACCCCAGCCCUAACUGCUUCGCCGAGAAGCCUAGCGAUGGGAGAGACCCUCUGAGGGAAGAGGCCUGUGCAGGUCCUUCCUCCCCCCAGGACACAAGUCACAACUGUAGGCAAGACGUUUACCACCACGCCGUGGCUGACGUGCAAAAGGACAGCAGCCAAGAAGGGUGCAAAAUGGAAAAUCACCUGUGCGCCCCAGAAACACAUUCCAACCCAGGAGACACAGGUCACUGUCCCACACGUGAAACCAGCAUGUGA
This is a messenger RNA of Pipistrellus nathusii (Nathusius's pipistrelle), 2742 nucleotides long. The record is from the annotation of a GenBank genome assembly. Lineage: Eukaryota; Metazoa; Chordata; Mammalia; Chiroptera; Vespertilionidae.